Drosophila innubila is the source of this 1265-nucleotide messenger RNA. RefSeq names its product Krueppel-like factor luna. The coding region runs from base 1 to 1134 and encodes 377 amino acids. Gene Ontology annotation, biological process: regulation of transcription by RNA polymerase II. NCBI's taxonomy places the organism in Eukaryota, Metazoa, Arthropoda, Insecta, Diptera, Drosophilidae. Gene Ontology annotation, molecular function: RNA polymerase II cis-regulatory region sequence-specific DNA binding; DNA-binding transcription factor activity, RNA polymerase II-specific. The transcript is spliced from 6 exons. The record is from RefSeq and is a predicted model, not a curated record.
AUGGUUUUCAUGAAUGGACUGGGAUCCGACCCUCUGUCAGCAAAGGAGGCAGAGGGCCCUCCGGUUCAAGUUGAACCAGUUGAUUUGAGUUUACGCUCGCCGCGCGCAAGCACUUCGCACGCCACCACCGCCAGCAGCAAAACCUACAGCAGCAGCAACAGCAAUAAUAGUAACUACAGUAAUGGCAAGCAUUCGGGAGCAUUCUCAUCCUCUGUCUCUGGUUAUGCAACUGGCGGUGCUCCCACGUUGGGCCCCUUUGGGCGGCACCAACAACAACAACAACAGCAACAACAACAGCAGCAGCAACAGCUGUACGCUUCCGGUGUCUCGAAGCUGCCAUUUUCGCCAUUCUUUGCCGCAUCGCCAUUCUUUUUUACCUAUCGACGGAUUAGCAAGCAGGAAGACAACAACAACAGCUGCAGCUACAACAAUGGCAGCAGCAGCAGCACCAGCAACAGCACCAGCAACAGUGCCACCAGCAAUGCUCUAAUGCAGGACUAUGAUCGCAAGUUCAGCUUGUUGAGUCUCUUCAAGAAUCCCUACAAGUUCACGGAUGCACAAACGCCUCGAAAAUGCUCCACGUCCAACAGCAGCAGCAGCAGCGGCAGCAACAACAACAAGGCAGCCGUCGUAGGAGCAACAGCUGCUGCUGCUGCUGUCUGUUCGCCCAGCUGGAAGAGCUAUACGGGUGCUGGAUCUCCGCAUGCGGCACUGAAUCCUGCCUUUGGUGGCAUGGCUCUGGGUGGCGGCAGCACGCGCAAGGACAGCAGCAGCUUUAGUGGCAUCAACUUUGGCGGCAGCGGUGGGGGCAGCGGCACCACAUUCAGUCGCGACACCGCUUCCAAUGGCGGCUACAAUGAUCUCUCCAAGAACCGCAAGGUACACAAAUGCGACACCGAAGGCUGCGACAAGGUCUACACCAAAAGUUCGCAUCUCAAGGCGCACAAGCGCACGCAUACAGGUGAGAAGCCGUAUGUGUGCACCUGGGAGGGCUGUAUCUGGCGCUUUGCGCGCUCUGACGAGCUGACCCGACACUACAGGAAGCACACGGGAGUGAAACCGUUUCGCUGUCAGCUGUGCACCCGAAGCUUCAGUCGCUCCGAUCAUCUGUCGCUCCACAUGCGACGACAUUGAGAGCCAACGGCCAUAUGGAAAUACUCACUAUAGCCCAGAUGCCACAUAGCAUACAUAGGAAAAAAAUAUGCCCCAAUGAGGCCGCUGAUGUCAUGUCACAAAUUGUUCGACGUUUCUCCUUAUUAUUUAUA